AAAUUAAUUAAUUUCGUCUUUUGAAUCAUAGAUGUCGCCGCGAUUAAAUCGAACGAGAAAAUGGCGUCGUGUUGAUAUAACGCGUCACAAUUUUUCGCGUUUUAACCUAAAAAAAAUCUUUAAGAAUGUCCGAUUCCGAGGCGAGUAACUUUUCGGAUGCCGAAUCCGACCAAGGCUCGAAUAAAUCGUCGCGGGGGAGCGCAAGGAGCCGUUCGAGGAGCGGAUCCCGCUCGCGCUCCGCAUCGGAAGCCCGAGAAGGAAGCGGCCACGAAGACGUCGAGGACGAACAAGAACCCGAUGGAGAUUCGUUAAGGUCCGACGAUUACGAUAGCGAAGAAGAUGAUAGUGACGAGGAUCACGCGAGGAAGCGUAAGAAAAAAGAUCGGAUUCACGAUUUUAUUAUCGAUGAGGCGGAGGUUGAUGAUGAGGUGGAGGAUGAGGACGAUUGGGAAGAUGGGGCCCAAGAAAUUGGGAUUGUUUCGAACGAAGUCGAUGAAUUGGGGCCCACCGCUAGGGAUAUCGAAGGAAGGAGGAGGGUUACUAAUUUGUGGGAUGUACAAAAAGAGCAUGAAAUUGAGGAAUAUUUACGAAAAAAAUACGCGGAUGAUGGCCCGGCCGCGCGGCAUUUCGGAGAUGGGGGCGAAGAAAUGUCGGAUGAGAUAACCCAACAAACUUUAUUACCCGGAGUGAAAGACCCAAACUUAUGGAUGGUAAAAUGUCGAAUUGGCGAAGAAAAAUCCACCGUUUUAUUAUUGAUGCGAAAAUUCCUCGCAUUCCAAAACACCAACGAACCCCUCCAAAUCAAAUCAGUGGUAGCCCCCGAAGGUGUAAAAGGUUACAUUUACAUCGAAGCUUACAAACAGCCCCACGUAAAAGCGGCAAUCGAAAACGUCGGAAACUUACGAAUGGGAAUUUGGAAACAACACAUGGUUCCAAUCAAAGAAAUGACCGACGUUUUGCGCGUCGUUAAAGAACAAACGGGAUUAAAAUCGAAACAAUGGGUGCGAUUAAAACGGGGCCUCUACAAAGACGAUAUCGCUCAAGUCGAUUAUUUCGAUAUGGCCCAAAAUCAAGUUCAUUUAAAGUUAUUACCUAGGAUUGAUUAUACGCGAUUAAGAGGCGCUUUAAAAACGACCCAUUCGGAGAAUGAGGCUGAAAAGAGGAAAAAAAAGCGUCGCCCCACUUCGAAACCUUUCGAUCCGGAAGCGAUUCGAGCUAUAGGAGGUGAAGUAACGUCGGAUGGUGAUUUUUUGAUUUUUGAAGGAAAUCGGUAUUCAAGGAAAGGAUUUUUGUAUAAAAAUUUUACUUUAAGCGCUGUAAUAAUAGAUGGGGUUAAACCGACUUUGGCGGAGUUAGAACGAUUCGAAGAACAACCCGAAGGAAUCGACUUGGAAUUGUCGACGGAAAAAGAUGAGAAAACUGUGACUCAUUCUUUUAGCGCUGGAGAUAACGUUGAAGUCUCUGAAGGGGAAUUAAUCAAUUUGCAGGGGAAAAUUAUCUCGAUUGAUGGCACCAUGAUUACGGUUAUGCCGCGACAUAACGAUUUAAAAGAUCCUUUGGUGUUCCAAGCGAGCGAGUUGAGGAAAUAUUUUAAGAUGGGCGAUCACGUUAAAGUGUUGGCUGGGAGAUACGAGGGAGACACCGGGUUGAUUGUGCGAGUUGAGAAUAAUCGGGUUGUGCUUAUUUCUGAUUUAACAAUGCAUGAGAUGGAAAUUUUACCCAAAGAUUUGCAAUUAUGCACGGAUAUGGCGAGUGGAGUCGAUAGCUUGGGGAAAUUCGAAUGGGGGGAUUUGGUUAAUUUGGAUUCUGAGACUGUUGGGGUUAUUGUAAGAUUGGAACGAGAGAAUUUCCAUGUUUUGAAUAUGCACGGAAAAAUCGUUGAAUGUCGCCCCUCAUCGCUUCAAAAGCGCCGUUUAAGCAGAUUUACCGCCGCCCUCGACUCCUACCGUAACAACCUCCACCGUAAAGACAUGGUAAAAGUAAUCGACGGCCCCCACUCUGGAUUCUCAGGCGAAAUUAAGCACCUUUACCGAAAUUUCGCCUUCCUCUACUCAGUCGAGUUCUUACAAAACGGCGGAAUCUUCGUUUGCAAAACAAAACAUCUCCAAUUAGCCGGAGGAAGUAAAAGUUUACCCCUCUCCGAUAUGUCCGGGGGGAUGGAAUUUAUGUCCCCACGUCGUAGUUCCCCGAUGCAUCCUUCAAGUGGAGUUGGAGGAGGCGGUGGGGGAGGAGGAGGAGGAGGUGGAGGUGGGUUCGGGGGUCACCGUGGAGGUGGAGGAGGCGGGCGAGGAAGAGUAACCCGCGAUCGCGAUUUAAUAGGAACAACAAUCAAAAUAAUUAAAGGCCCUUACAAAGGAAACAUUGGAAUCGUUAAAGACGCGACUCAUAACACAGCGAGAAUCGAGCUACACACGGCGUGUCAAACAAUUUCGGUCGAUAAGAAACACAUCGCGGAUGUUGUCCAAACUAGCCGUGAUGGGAGCGCUUCGAGUUAUGCGAGAACUCCAGCUUAUGGAGGGAAUCAAACUCCACUUUAUCGCGAUACCGGGAAUAAGACUCCAAUGUGCGAUUCGGGAUCGAGGACUCCAUUACAUUAUGGGUCUAUGACCCCGAUGCAUGAUGGAUCAAGAACUCCUAAUGCCUCAUCAGAGUGGGAUCCAACAGUUUCUAAUUCGUAUCCAUCUCCGGGGUAUAAUCCAAGCACUCCAGGGUACCAAAUGAAUGGGCCUUUUACCCCACAAACUCCAGGUACUAUGUAUGAUACUGGAUUUAGUCCAUUUCAACCAAGCCCGGGGUAUCAAAGUGUUGUUUCAACUCCAAGUCCCGCUACGGGUUAUGAACAAUCCCCGGGAAGUAGCCACCCAUACAACACUCCAAGUUCUAGUUAUAGCCCUAACAUGCCGUAUCACCCCCAAACCCCCGGUUCAAACAUCGACUCACUUCCUUUAGUUGAUUGGCACACGGUUGAUAUUGAAGUGCACAUCCGAGACACCCACGAAGACCAAGGCCUCGCGGGGCAAACCGGGGUUAUCCGCAGCAUAAACGGCGCGAUGUGCUCGGUUUUCUUACCGGAGGAGGAUCGCGUCGUUAAUAUAUUGAGCGAUCAUUUAGAACCGGUUCGGCCGCAACGCGGCGAUUUCUUCAAGGUUAUCGUUGGUGAAGAGCGCGAAGCCACCGGGGAGUUAUUAUCGAUUGAUCAACAAGAAGGGGUUGUUAAAAUUAAAACGGAUAUUAAGAUGCUUCCGUUGCAUAAGUUGUGUAAAAUGAGGAAACCCGAACAUUAAUUGUAUGUUUUAAUUUUUGAUGUUAAUAAAGAGUUAGAAGAGGAGAAUAAGAAAA
Messenger RNA from Onthophagus taurus, 3339 nucleotides. RefSeq names its product Transcription elongation factor subunit Spt5 (gene Spt5). Gene Ontology annotation, cellular component: DSIF complex. Lineage: Eukaryota; Metazoa; Arthropoda; Insecta; Coleoptera; Scarabaeidae. Gene Ontology annotation, biological process: transcription elongation-coupled chromatin remodeling; regulation of DNA-templated transcription elongation; regulation of transcription by RNA polymerase II. Gene Ontology annotation, molecular function: mRNA binding; protein binding. The record is from RefSeq and is a predicted model, not a curated record.